ACCUGAGGGAGGUUUACUUUUUAAAUUAUGAGAACCAUAGGUAGGGUAGAGAGUCAUUAACAAAUAACUGAGUUACAAUAAAAUACAGUAAAUAAAUUGUGUGAAAGAGGAAGCGCGAGGUAGUGUCCAUGAGUCCCUGGACUGUUCAGGAGCCUGAUAGCGGAGGGAAAGAAGCUGUUCCAAAAAUGUUGAGUGUGUGUCUUUGGGCUCAUAUACCUCCUCACUGAUGGUAGCAAUGAGAAGAGGGCAUGUCCUGGGUGAUGAGGGUCCUUAAUUCUACCUGCAGCAGUAGAUGCAUUCCAUCUGAAGGACCCUGUGGGACCCUUCUGUACUGACCAGGGAUGGCAGCCCGGGUCUUUAUCUGUGCUUGACUCUCUGCCUCGGAGGGCAGAGCACGUUGGAGUGCUUAAAUCUGAUAACUUGUUGUUAUCUCACUGCUUGCAAGGAAACAGAACCGCUGGCAGCCUGCCAGUAACCAGAGGACACGGAGUUAAGAUCAUUGGCAAAGAGGUACUGGGAUUUGUUUCAGACGCAGAGACGCUAGGAUACCUUGUCCAAGAGGGUGACUGAUGCAGAUUUAAUUAGACCAUUUUCCUGAAGAGAACCGAAUAAAUAUUUGGGUAAUAUUUAGUAGGGCUCUGGGGGUGGGCAGGGAAAUGAGACUAAUGGAAUGACUCAAUGAACCAGGGCAGGCAGACUGGGCCAAAUGUACUGUGUCUGCACUGUUGUGUGUGACUUUUACCAUUGCUCAGGAUACCUGUAUCCAUUGGGAAACACUGCCCAAUCAGAUUAGAGGGUCUGGGUUCCACUUGACCAGGAGAACAUUGUUUUCAGGUACGAUUUUAAGCAGAAGAUUGUAAUGAGUCUUUGCCUUAGAACAAGUUCUUAACUGGUGAAGUAACAUGUACAUAUAUAUAAGUGAGAUUCAAUAACGGGCCUGGGAGUGAUUUGCCAAGCUCCUUUGCUGGGUCUGAUUUGGGUUAGAGGUGAUAGGGAUGACAACAAUGUGAUAUCCCCCAUGCCCCACACUCGGGGCUGGGCAUUGUUCCACAUUCCCCAGGGCAAAGUCCUUCGACAAGCUCCUGACUCCUUAGAGGGGGCAGGUUCCAGAGUCCCGAGGGAGGGGGCAGAUCCCUGGGAAGGGCAGGUUCCUCAGAACAGAGAGGACAUGCAGGUUCAAAACCCUGAGGAAAUGGGGUUUCCUGGCGGGGUGGCAGGUUUCUGAAUCCCCGGGAGCAGAUUCCCGAGGGAGGGGGGCAGUUUCCUGUGUCCUGAGGGGCAGGGGCAAGUUCCAGAGUCCUGAGAUGGGGGUAAUUUCUGAGGGGGAGUGGAGGGGAGGGAUUUCAGAGUGUUAAAGUUUUCUGAGUCCUGAGGCAUUUUGCAGGUUCUUGAGUUCAGGGGAAGGGGGCAGUUUCCUGGGGGAAGCAAGCAUUGAACUAAAUCCUGAGAAUGGGAUCAAGUUCUUAAGUCCUGAGACAGAGGACAAUUUGCUGGGUGGUGGGGGUGGUGUGGAGAGCAGGAUUCUGCGCCCGAGGGGUGGAAGUUUCUUGAUGGAGGGGCAUUUUACUGAGACUUGAGAGAGAGAGUUCAGGUUCUUAAAUCCUGAAGAGGGAGGGGUAGGUUCCUGAGCAGAGUGGAGGGCAAUUUCCUGAAUCUUAAAGAGGAGGACGGGGUGGGGGAUGUUUCUGAAGCAGGGAGGGGAGGGGGUGUUCCUGAAGCGGUUCCCGUGCCCUAUCCGCAAACUGUCACACACUGUAAGAUGCGGCCGGUUGCAGACCCCGCCGGGAGCUGCGGGCAAUGAAUGAGCGAGCGGCAAAAGAGCGACUCAAGGAGAGGGAUUCAGCGGGAGCGGGUACAUCCCCACAACAACAACCCCCCACCCCCCCACCAACCCAGAUUCAGGGUUCCAAGUCCGGGACGUUGGACGGACCGCAGUUAAAUACCUCCCCGCCCGCUGAUCUCUACAAUUAGACAGUCGGGAGGUUCAUCUGACACUUGGCCGAAUCUCGCCCGUGCCCGGCUCGGCGCAGAGCGGAGCAGCUCCCCGAACACCACGCGGCGGCCGGAGCUCCCCUCACCCUCGCCGGCACGGCUGCCAGCAGAUAUCAUCCCAGCACAAGAACCCAUUACAAGUGGUGAUGAAGGCCAGGAUGCCAGCAACAAGGAGCUCUCACGGGAAGAGAAGUCUGGCCCCGCUCCACUCCCGUCCGCUAUUGUGGGGGACACUUCUCCUGUUGGUCUUGCCAGCGGUGGAAACCGGGAAGUUGAACAUUCCCAGGCUCAAGCUCUCCCAUAGAGAUCUGCUGAUCUCAAACAGCUGCAUUCCAUUCCUGGGAUCUGCCGAGGGCUUUGAUUUUCAAACUAUUCUGAUAGAUGAGGAGAGAGGGAAACUGCUCCUGGGAGCCAAGGAUCACAUCUUCCUGCUCAACUUGGACAACCUCAACAAAAACAUACAGAAGAUUCAUUGGCCUGGAAGCAAGGAGGGAAUGGAAAUGUGCAGGCUAGCGGGGAAGCAUCCCUCUAGGGACUGUGCAAAUUUCAUCCGAGUCCUUCAUAAUUACAACAAGACCCAUGUGUAUACCUGCGGGACUGGGGCUUUCCACCCAAUGUGCGCCUUUAUCGAGAUGGGAGCCCAGGCAGAGGAGCCUGUGUUUCAGCUGGAUUCACACAGUCUUGAGUCUGGGAGACUGAAAUGUCCCUUUGACCCUCUGCAACCUUUUACCUCAGUGCUAACAGAUGAAUACCUGUAUGCUGGAACAGCAUCGGACUUCCACGGCAGAGACACGGCAUUCACUCGCUCUCUGGGACCGCCUCUCAGCCAAAACUACAUUCGCACUGACCUCUCUGAACAUUACUGGCUCAACGAAGCCAAGUUCAUCGGAGCGUUCCCCAUCCCCGACACCUACAAUCCAGACGACGAUAAGAUAUACUUUUUCUUUCGAGAAGCCACAGAGGACAGCCACACCUCUGACAGAGCCAUUUUUUCCAGGGUUGCUCGUGUCUGUAAGAACGAUGCUGGGGGACAGCGAAGCCUCAUCAACAAGUGGACCACGUUCCUGAAAGCCCGCCUGGUGUGUUCCGUCCCGGGUCCUGACGGAGUCGACACCUAUUUUGAUGAAUUACAGGAUGUGUUCCUGCUCCAGACCAGAGAUCAAAGGAACCCCCUUGUUUAUGGAGUCUUCACUACCACAAGUUCGAUCUUUAAGGGCUCAGCAGUGUGUGCCUACAGCAUGGCUGAUAUCCGCGCUGCUUUCAAUGGACCCUACGCUCACAAGGAAGGUCCUGAUCAUCGUUGGGUUGAGUACGAGGGUCGAAUCCCCUACCCCCGUCCAGGGACAUGCCCUAGUAAAACCUAUGAUCCCCUGAUAAAGUCCACAAAGGACUUCCCGGAUGAGGUGAUCAGCUUUAUCCGCUACCACCCGGUGAUGUACCAGUCUGUGCACCCAAUGGCGGCGAAGCCCGUCUUCACCAGGAUCAACGUGGAGUACCGGCUGACGCAGAUUGUGGUGGACCACGUGGUGGCUGAAGACGGACAGUACGAUGUCAUGUUCCUGGGCACAGAUAUUGGCACAGUUUUGAAAGUGGUGAGCGUCACCAAGGAAAACUGGGUGAUUGAGGAAGUCAUCCUGGAGGAGCUGCAGGUGUUUAAGGGUCAUUCCCCAAUAUUGAACAUGGAGAUCUCUGCCAAACAGCAACAGUUGUACAUCGGCUCCAGGGACGGGCUGGUCCAGCUCUCCCUGCAUCGCUGUGAUACCUACGGUCAGGUCUGUGCUGAGUGCUGUUUGGCCAGAGACCCUUACUGUGCUUGGGACGGUAUCUCCUGUUCCCGUUACAUGCCAGCAUCCAAGCGGCGGACGAGACGUCAGGAUGUGAAGCACGGAGACCCAGUCAGCCAGUGCUGGGACCUGGAGGAAAGUAUGAACAGGGAGAGUGACGAGAAGCUGAUGUUCGGUAUCGAGUUUAACUCCACUUUCCUGGAGUGUCUCCCCAAAUCUCAGCAAGCCUCGAUCCGGUGGUUUGUUCAACGCCCCGGCAAUGAUUAUCGGGAGGAGAUAAAAAGCGACGAGCGCAUUGUCAAAACUGAACACGGCCUGCUGAUCAGAAGGGUGGAGAGUCGGGACGCCGGGCUGUAUCUGUGCAGGGCGGAAGAGCAGUCCUUCGCUCACACCAUCGUCAGGCUGGAUCUGCGGGUGAUCGAGAACGAGCAGAUGCUGAGCGCCCAGAAGGCGGCGGAGGAGGACGUGAGGAGCCGGGACUUUGCCUCGGAGUCGCGGCUGAGAUACAAGGAGUACGUCCAGCUGCUGAGCAGCGCCAGCUUCACCGUGGACGACUACUGUGAGCAGCUGUGGCACCGCGAGAAGAGGCGGCAGCGGAACAAGGGCGCCGGGAAGUGGAAGCACGUGCAGGAGAUGAAGAAGAACAGGAACCGGCGGCACCACGCCUAGGCUGGUGCCGCAGGAGAACGCGAGUCCCAGCCUCAAGCCAAGUGGCAGAACUCCGCGAUAACACUCCGCUGAAGCAAGAACUUUCAAUCUCACACAACAUGCUCAGGGUAUCCACACUCUGGCGAUGCAUUCUUCUCCAAGGCUACACUCUGUAGAAUUUACAUCAUUCAGCCCAACGGACCACAGAGCACUCCAGCUCUAGAGGUUCUGUCUAUUCAUCAUGGACUCGAUGAGCCAAAAGGCCUGUUUCUGAGCUGUAGUGCUCUGUGUCUAUCGCACAUCUCCAAGGUACAGCUCUUCACGGCCACAUUCUUCGGUGGUGGAGGACACGUCCAAGGAGCAGCUCCUCGCCCCAUGUCCUCCUGAGGAAACACAUAUGGUGACGUUUAGAAGUUGCAGUCAUUGUUCUGACCGAGUGGCAAGUUUGAAGUUGGUGGGUCCAGUGCUGGAUUGUUGCCAUAACCAUUGUUUUUGCUUCAAAACUCAACUCUGGACACUGCUAGCAGUCUUUCGAAAUCAACUGGUGCCUUUACUGUGCUUCAGUGGCCAACACUGAUAAUUACCGAGCACAUUCCGUCAGCUUCUUCAUUAACAUCCGCCCAGUAUAAUGGGACAAAGUUAUUCUCUUUUUGUUGUAAAUGUUCAUGGUAUUUAUGCAUGUGACUUAUUAUUAAAUGUAAACAGAAGACGUUUCUUACA
Hypanus sabinus (Atlantic stingray) is the source of this 5144-nucleotide messenger RNA. It is a transcript of the gene sema3d, whose product is annotated as sema domain, immunoglobulin domain (Ig), short basic domain, secreted, (semaphorin) 3D. The transcript is spliced from 18 exons. The record is from RefSeq and is a predicted model, not a curated record. Bases 2139 to 4445 code for a protein of 768 amino acids. NCBI's taxonomy places the organism in Eukaryota, Metazoa, Chordata, Chondrichthyes, Myliobatiformes, Dasyatidae. Gene Ontology annotation, biological process: neural crest cell migration; positive regulation of cell migration; axon guidance. Gene Ontology annotation, molecular function: semaphorin receptor binding; chemorepellent activity.